CGGACACUAAACAAAUGUCCACUGGUUUGAUGUCGGGGCUACGUAACAGAUAACUGUGACAUGUCAGCGGGAUUUAAUAGAUAACUCCAUGAAAUUUUAAACCAUGUGGCUCAAACCUGAAGAGAUUCUGCUGAAAAACGCCUUCAAGUUAUGGGUCACCGAGAAGGAUAACGAGUAUUUCGUGCUGCAAAGGAGACGGGGGUACGGAGAAGGUGGAGGCGGUUUGACAGGGCUCCUUGUUGGAACUUUAGAUACCGUCUUAGACUCCACAUCUAAAGUUGCUCCUUUCCGGAUUCUGCACCACACACCAGACUCCCAAGUGUACUGGUCGAUAGCAUGUGGUGUCACCAAAGAGGAGAUAGUACAGCACUGGGACUGGCUGCAGCAGAACAUCAUGAGGACGCUCUCUGUUUUUGACUCCAGUGAAGACAUCACCAGCUUUGUACAGGGCAAGAUCAGAGGUCUGAUUGCUGAGGAAGGAAAGUCAUCCCUGGUGCUGGAGGAUGAUCCUGAGAAGUUCAGAGAGGCACUUCUGAGGUUUGAGAAAUGGUUUGAGCUGCCGCAAGAGGAAAAACUGGUCACAUAUUACUCAUGCAGCUACUGGAAGGGCAAAGUGCCGUGCCAGGGCUGGCUCUACCUCAGCACCAACUUCCUGUGCUUUUAUUCAUACUUGCUGGGAUCUGAGGUGAAACUGGUCAUCUCCUGGGAUGAGAUCUGGAGGCUAGAGAAAACCUCGAAUGUUAUCCUGACUGAGAGUGUCCAUGUCUUGGCUCAUGGGGAGGAUCACUACUUCUCCAUGCUGCUGCACCUGAAUGAAACGUUUGUCAUCAUGGAACAGCUGGCUGACUACUCCAUCAAGCGCCUUUUCGAUAAAGAGGCCUUCCAGAGAGAGCCAGCGCUCUCUGACCCUCUGCAAAUUACCAAGAGAGGCCUGGAAGCUCAUGCAAAGAGCGAGCAGUUUCGGAUGUUUUUUAGGCUCCCAAAAGAAGAAAAUCUCUUAGAGGUGCAUGAAAGCUUUCUGUGGGUUCCCUUCAGUCAUUUCAACACACUUGGCAAAAUCUGUCUGUCCGAGAACUACCUGUGUUUUGCCAGCCAAGAUGGCAGCCAGUGCCAUAUCAUUAUUCCAAUGCGAGAGGUAGUAAAUGUUGAAAAGCCAGAUGCCAGCAGCAGGGCUUUAACAGUGUGUGUGCGUGGAAAGAGGGCGCUGCGUUUCUCAGAAGUGCGGGACUAUCAGCGGCUCGCCAACACGAUUCGCAGCAGGUGUGGCAUCAGUCCAAGUCCUCAGCACUCAGCCUCAUCAGAGGCUAUAAGAGGCGAGUGCCAGUCACUCAUCAACCACUUUGAGGACAACCCAGAGGACGUCACACUCAUGGUGGGACAGAAAGACAGCAGCAAGGCCGUGAGCACAGAGGCACUUAUGACAGUUUUCCACCCACAGGAUGUUGAAAACCUUGACCCAAAAAUGCUGAAAGAAAAGAUGAAGGAGCAGUCUUGGAACAUACAUUUCUCUGAAUACGGACGUGGCACUAGUAUGUUCUUCACCAGAAAGACACGAGACCUGAUCGUCCGUGGCGUUCCUGAGGCCUUGAGAGGAGAGCUGUGGAUGCUGUUCUCAGGAGCUGUGAAUGACAUGGCCACUCACCCCGGCUAUUACAGCGAGCUGGUUGAACAGUCCCUAGGCACGAGCACUUUGGCUACCGAUGAGAUUGAGAGAGACUUACACCGUUCACUGCCAGAGCACCCCGCCUUUCAGAGCGACACAGGAAUCUCAGCUCUGCGAAGAGUCCUCACUGCCUAUGCAUACAGGAACCCAAAAAUUGGAUACUGCCAGGCCAUGAACAUUCUCACCUCUGUGCUCCUGCUCUACGCUAAAGAAGAGGAGGCUUUCUGGCUCCUUGUGGCCGUGUGUGAGAGGAUGCUGCCGGAUUACUUUAAUAGGAGAAUUAUUGGUGCUUUGGUUGAUCAGGCGGUUUUCGAGGAUCUCAUUCGAGAAAAUCUUCCUCAGCUGGUGGAGCACAUGACAGACCUGAGCUUCUUCUCUUCCGUGUCCUUGUCCUGGUUCCUGACUCUCUUCAUCAGCGUCCUGCCUAUAGAGAGCGCUGUGAAUGUGGUCGACUGUUUCUUCUACGAUGGCAUUAAAGCAAUUCUGCAGCUCGGCCUGGCUGUUCUUGACUACAAUAUGGAUGCUCUGAUCAGCUGCCAUGAUGAUGCAGAGGCCGUUACAAUCCUGAACAAAUUCUUUGACAGUGUGACAAACAAAGACAGUCCACUGCCUCCAACAGUGCAGCAAGCUCCAGUGAGCAACAACGAUAAAGCAUCUCAUGCAAAUGUGGACAUCAGUGAACUGAUCAGAGAGGCUUAUGAGAAAUAUGGAAACAUUCGAACAGAGGAAGUGGAGAGUUCACGUAAAAGAAACAAACUGUAUGUGAUCCAGACGCUGGAGGAUACAACCAAACAAAAUGUUAUUCGAGUGGUGUCGCAAGAAGUAAGACUCAGCACUCCACAGCUUGAUGAGCUGUAUAACUUGUUCAAACGGCAGCAUUUCCUCAGCUGCUACUGGACGAUUAAGAGUCCGGCGCUGCUUCAUCAUGACCCCAGCCUGGCCUAUUUGGAGCAGUACCAGCUGGGUUUCCAACAGUUCAGCACACUCUUCUCCCUGCUAGAGCCCUGGGCUUUCUGCACCACCAAGAGCACCCUCUCUUUGUGGAUUUUCCGCCUCAUAGACGAGAAUCAGGACGGCCUUAUCAACUUUAAAGAGUUCUGCUGUGCCCUGGAUACUUUGUACAGCGGUUCUUUCACAAACAAGCUGAAGUUCCUCUUCAAGCUGCACUUACCACCAGAUCAAGUUCCAUAUUAACAAAGGAGCCCUUCUUUGAUAUUACCUGACCAACUCUCUCAUCAUUCGAACUUGUAAGUCCAUGUAUAGUUUCUGCCUUAAUUUCCUGUAAGGAUGCCAGAAUUCCCUCCCAGAGCUGCUGUUUUGAGGUAAACUGCCGUCCAUCCUCAUAGAGCUUCCUUUUAAGGACGCUACACAGGCUCUCAGUUGGGUUGUGGACAUGGAAUGAUGUUGGACACACCAUGAUUUUUUGGGGGAUUUUUUUGCAGUAUGGGAUGGUGCGUUGUUUUGCAUGAAAAUGAUUUUACUCUGGAAGGCACAGUUCUUUUUACACCAUGGUUUAAUUCACAUUGUAUUUGCAUAAUAAUUUGUAACACAGUGUAGAGCGUGGCUUCUGCAGACCCUUAAAAAGUUUUUAUUGGACUUUAUAAAUUUAAGGCCAUAAAAAUAUUUUAAAGUCUUUAUUAGUGAGUGGUAUUAAAUGUUGGAAGGUACUUGGUAGUCUUGAAUUUGAUUCUUAAAGUGUGUAGGAUUCUUGGUAGAGGAUUUUAAAAAGAUAAGGCUUGUAGAUUCAGUAACAUCUUUUCAAUCACUCUUUUAAACUAAUUUUUUACAGACUUGUUUUUAUGUGAUUUUUCAUUUGGCGAUGUAUUUAUUUAUUCUAUCUUUCUUCCUUUAUUUUACUGCUGCUCUUACUCUGUUUAUCCAUGUCUUAUCCUUUGGAUGCUAUGUCUCAACACAUUCUCUUCUGUAGUACAAAAAAAUUGCAUUGAAUUUUGUUCUGAUCUUGAAUAUCAGUAACAGAUCUUAUAACAGACACUAACUGAACAACACAGUGAUCUUCAAGCUUAGCUUUGAAAGUAGCACAAAUCUAUCAGGCAGAUAUAAUGACACUAACAGCUCAUAAGGGUAAUUGUUUAAUCCUGUAGUGCAAAUUAACACAUGCAUGCAUACACUUAAAUGCACACUCACACACUCACAUUCAUUGGUGGGAGAUGAAGCAUAUAGCACUGUCGCACAACUCACAUAACAUACAUGCAAGGGGGGUUACAAGUGGAAUAAGCAAUUUUAUUGCAUAAUACAUUGCAUAUAUUAUUUGAAAACUACAAAAAGGCAGAGUGAUGUAUAAAUGCUAUAUUUUUUGCCUCAAAUAUAAUGUGUAAAGGCAUACAUUUGAAGGUGACCUUUUCUGCUAAAUAUCUCUUUUCUUUGUGUCAGUAUAGGGCACCUAUAGAGUAGCUUUGAAUGGUUUGCAGCUCAGAAAACAUAUCCAUCGUAGUCUGACAUCCAUGAAAACCCUGCAAUUCAGGCUCAGCCUAGUUUUGAAUGCUGUCUUCAAGAGCCUCCUCUGACUGAUUGGUGUGACUGCUUACCUCUGAUUGGCCAUCUCUCUGGAAUCCUUCCACUGCUAGAUAGCUCUUAUCAUUUAAAUUGUGAACUUUACAGGUGAGGGGGAAUUUGACAGAGCUGCUUGACUGGCUGUUCUAGAUAGGGAGAACAUUAAGUCAGAGAGGUAAUGACGUGAUGUCAGGCUGGGGUAAUUCUCAGAACCUGGUAUUUAGGGAAGUAGGAAAACAAAUCCAAGGGUCACAAACUUAUAUUGGUCUUCUUAUAAUAGGGUAAAGUCUUCAUUAUAAAAUUAAUGAUUACCGCUGGUCUAUAAUAAUAGGCAGCACCAGAGAGUACGGUCUAGACCUGACCUCUUGGUAAAGUGUCUUAAGAUAACUUUGGUUAUGAAUUGGCACUAUACAAACAUUGAUUGAUUGAUUUUUUUUGACUGAUUGAUUGACUGACUGAUUAUGUUGUAUAGCUCAACCCGUAGUACAGUGAUGUCCCAUUAACAUGGCUGGUUUUAUACGGCAACAGAACUGUGAAGUCCACUGAUAAGAGAUUAAAUAAAUUAGCCUUUGUUAAUUAACAUGAUUUCUGUUUGGUUCAGUACUGCAGUUAUUUCCCUGAAUACUUCAUGCAGUGACCAUAACUGACAUUUAAACAGUUUAUAUGACAUAAUAUGAAAGUAGACAGCUGUACCAAUAAUAAAGAGAAACAGCUGAUCUGAGGCUUCAUAUUAACAAAACCGUUUGAUGUUAAUUCAGUUUCACAUCUUACACUGAUGAAUCAGGCUGAAGUUUUUGCUUGGAAUCUGCUUUUUGUACUAAAAAAUAGGUCCAUAUCCAGUAUCCAGUAGAUGAUCACAAAUCAGUGUCAUCAGUACGGUUGUCCAAUUCCGAUACCAGUAUCGGUAAUGCGUCCGAUACUGCUUAAAAUGCAGGUAUUGGUUCGGCGAGUACACAAGUUUAUGCACAAUUUUGAUACUGUUUGGUUUAGCUUUAUAUUUUACUUUGUUUAGCCAUGCUAAAUGUUAUAAACCGGGCUAUAAACCGGGAAUCAUUUCUUCUUCGCUGCCAAAAGCACAUCAUGCAUGGGAAACUGUUCUUAAAGCACUGAAGAAGAACUAAAGGACCCACUGCAGCAGCAAAAAAUGGUGGCUGUGUGACAGUUAUUCUCUGAAUGUGAUCUUAAAAAUGCCUUUCAGACCGUUGCUGUCGAACAAAACAGUAAGUAACACAAUUUAUCAAAAGUUAAAUAACUUUUGAACUAUAAAUCGUUGCCUCUUGCUUGUUUUUCCUCUUGAAGCUAGCCAUUCCCACUGACGCUGUUGAUGCCUUUGAAUCCCAUGUGGUAGCAUUUUCAGUGAGCCUUGAACUCCUGUGACUUUUGGGGACUUAUGAUUAAAUCCACACCUGUAAACUCGAUAUUGAAUGUCUUUGUUUUCCUUUUAAUCUAAUUGCAGUCAUUUAUAACUGCUAACUCCAAUGCUAACCACCAUAUUUUUUACUCUUUGUGAGGGUCUAUCAGCCAGUUGCAGGCUGUUUUGUAAUCACGUGAUGCUGCUGGUAUAGAGCAUAAAGGAGAGAGAGAUAGAGAGAGCCUGUAAUGCAGCCCCCUGUAUUAUUGUUAUUUUAAUGUUUAGGAGUAAAACUCAAUAAUCAGCAGAAAAACAACUUUAGGAUCACAGAGAUGCUGAACAUAUGAUUUUAUUUAAAGAGCCAUGAUCUGAGUCAAAUAAAGGUCUAAAAUAAUUUAUUAGUCUGCUGCUUUGUUAGUCAGUCUAGAAAGUUCCCUCUGGUAUUGGAUCAGUACUCACUAUCAGCUGAUACCCAACACCUUGGUAUUGGAAUCGUAUCAGGAAGGAAAAAUGGUAUCGGAACAUCCUAGUCAUCAGUCCAGCGUGUCUUUAGGGAACGGUAUGGAUCUCUGUAAAGUACAAAUAUUCCUAAUAUAAGUCGAUAUUAGUUUGUCUCUCCCCCCUUUUCAUCCGUUUCCCAGUGAGCAGACAGCUGUAUUUCAGACUGUUUUGCCACUCAGCCCAGCUGAGCAGUUGCACUGAAAGUGAUGUCAAUGCAUACCUUCUAGACCAGUGGUUCUCAAGUGGUGGGUCAGGACCCAAAAGUGGGCUGUGAAGCUGUUUCCAGUGGGUGGCUAAUGUGUGUGCCAGAAAAAAAUACAAGGUAAAAAGUUUAUGAUGUAUAAAAGCCCUAAGUGGACACACUGUAUAGUACAUCUGUACGUUUUUCUUUGGUUUCUUGUGAUGAGAAGGAAAUUUCAUAUUUUUUUUUCAAGAUUUCAACUUAUUUAACUCCUUUCCUGGAUAACACAGCUGUUUUUCCCAAGAUCGUUUGGAAAUUCCUCGAGAAAUUACUACAUUUCCAUGAUUUCUUAGGAAAAGUUGAGUAAAAUAAAAUGUAUGCACAAUUAACCAGUUAUGAUGUGCUUAAUUAGCUCACCCUAACCCAUCUCUUUUGUUCCGUUUAUGGUCCAAACUGUAACAUUUUUAUAAAACAUUUAAGUGGCUGGAUGUUUGAAAGAAUGAGAGUUGCGAUUUCUUGUAAGGAGUUGGUGGUGAAUCUUUGCAUGGCCAGUUGAGAACCACUGCUCUAAAGGUCUCCUUUAAAUGAAAGUCCAAUACACUGACAACCUUAUCUACUGAAUCAUUAACACACUGUCAGCACUCACAAAGACUCAAACUACAGCAGGAGAGCUAGAUAGGAUUUCAUCAGAUUGUAUUUAAUAACCUGAUAUCUCUCUGUAUGUUAGCAUGUACUGUAUGUUACUAAUUUCAUCUCCUUUGCUUCUGUGGAUCCUCGGCCUCUUCAUCUUU
Messenger RNA from Cheilinus undulatus (humphead wrasse), 6998 nucleotides. RefSeq names its product TBC1 domain family member 8B (gene tbc1d8b). NCBI's taxonomy places the organism in Eukaryota, Metazoa, Chordata, Actinopteri, Labriformes, Labridae. Gene Ontology annotation, molecular function: calcium ion binding. Bases 104 to 2857 code for a protein of 917 amino acids. The record is from RefSeq and is a predicted model, not a curated record. The transcript has 18 exons.